Messenger RNA from Struthio camelus australis, 2345 nucleotides. Its product is annotated as CMP-N-acetylneuraminate-beta-galactosamide-alpha-2,3-sialyltransferase 2-like. Gene Ontology annotation, cellular component: membrane. Gene Ontology annotation, biological process: sialylation. Gene Ontology annotation, molecular function: beta-galactoside (CMP) alpha-2,3-sialyltransferase activity. The record is from RefSeq and is a predicted model, not a curated record. NCBI's taxonomy places the organism in Eukaryota, Metazoa, Chordata, Aves, Struthioniformes, Struthionidae.
CAGAACCCUGCUGUGAGCAGCCACCUCUCCCUGGUGACAGGCAGCCGGAAAAAGCUUCAUGAAAUAUUCACUGUGCUGCCCUAGUCCCCUGGCUCUUGGCUUUAUGGAGCUCCCGGUGCUGGUUGUGCAGCCACCAGCUGGCUCUUCCCCCUCUCCCUGGGCUGUGGCUUUAAUAGCCUCAGAGGUUCUGAAGUGCCUGAAAUAGCCUUCUCCCCUUGCCCAGGGGAUCUGUGGCUCCUUGCCUGGCAGGCACGACAGACGCAUGCUCUUUGCCUCCAUUACAGCAAAAGCUUGCAGUUGCUGUUGAAGGGUAAAAGACUGCAUGACAGGGAUCUGUGGCCACUAGCAAGAAAAAUAUUGUGAAGCUUCUGGGUUCUGCUUUAUACCUUUGCGUCCAUGACUGGGUGGGGGUUAAGAACUGGCCUGCCAGCAAAGCUCUUCCUGUGUGUGUGAGCACAGAUCUGCCCACAAUUGCAUUUCCGCUGUGCUGUUCCCUUCGACAAGAAGCGAUGUUAUUUCAGUUAGUUUUGAAAGGGCGGGUUUGCAGAGGCCAUGUAACCUGCUGCAGCUGGCUAGCACCGGUCAAACUGCUCCUGUCUGCUUUUGCUGACUCUGCUCUUUGCUCCAGCACCGUCUCCGCUUGGACCCUGAGGAGUGGCAGUUUUGGUGUUAGAGUAUGCAUCUUCUGGGUCAGUUUUGAGGCCAGCUGGUUGGAUACUACAGCGAGCAGGGCGCACGGAGAGGUGGCAGCGUAGUGUGUCAUCUGGCAGAGAGAGUGGGGUGGACAUCAGACUGGUUUGCUGUUUUGUGGCUGCUGUUCCAGCAAGAAGCUGCAGUUUGGCUCCAGGCUGAAGCAAAGAAACUUAACCACUGGUGGUAUGAGGGAUGUUGUGCCGGAAGCGUGCUCGGGUGGUCGUGGCCUUGUGCCUCCUGCUCUUUCUAUGGCAGUAUUUCCGAGCCCCCACGGCUGGCAUUGGCCACUUCUUCUGGUCUCCAUCUCUCCUUGACGUCCGCCUGCAGCCCCACUGCACUGUCAGCGUCAACAGCUCAGCCUGGUUUAACACCCGCUACGACGCAGCCGUGGGGCCCCUGCUGACGGUGCGAGCCCAGAACCUCUCCUCCGAUGUUAUUCACUGGUGGCUGAAGCUGCAGAGCUCCCCGAGCGGAGCCCAGCUCCAGGCGACAAUUCAGCACCUCUUCGCUGUUCUCCCAUCCCCAACCAGCAGCACAUGGGAUGCAUCCCAGUGCAGGACUUGCGCUGUGGUGGGAAAUUCGGGGAGGCUGAAAGGAUCCCACCAUGGGCCACGGAUCGACUCCCAUGACUGGGUCCUGAGGAUGAACAGAGCAAAGACAGCAGGCUUCGAGGUGGACGUCGGCAUGAGAACAACCCAUCACUUCAUGUACCCAGAAAGCGCAAUGAAUCUCUGGCCUGGUGUCCACCUCGUCCUUGUCCCCUUUAAGCCACUGGACCUGAAGUGGGUGGCCAGCGCCUUUUCCACAGGAGAACUCACACACACAUACAUGAGAGUCAGACAGUUCAUCAAAGCUGACAAAAACAAGGUGCUGAUCCUGAGCCCUGCUUUUCUCAAGUACAUUCAUGACAACUGGACACAGCGCCACGGGAAGUACCCCUCCACUGGCUUCACCACGCUGCUCUUUGCCUUGCACGCCUGCCAGCAGGUCUCUGUGUUUGGCUUUGGAGCAGACACCAAAGGGAACUGGCAUCACUACUGGGAAGAAAACCGCUACUCUGGAGCCUUCCGCAGGACAAAGGUCCACGAUGCUGAUGUUGAAUUCAGCAUCAUCAAGAGACUGGCAGCUGAAGGCAGGAUUUUUUUCUACGAAUGACAUAUUUCCAAGAAAGGGAGGCCAGGGUGUUAGCACAAGAACUGGCAGACACCUGCACGUGCUGACAGCUGCAUCAGCUCUUUACCUUGCUUCUCCCACCAGCGCUGCUGCAUGCCAGUAGCCCUCAGGCCUCAACUUCCACUGGUUUGUUCCUGCCACCUUCCCAGCUUGCCGCUUCGGGGCUGAUUGUGCUGGUCCCACCAGCUCGGUACUGCAGACAGAGAGGAGCAUGAGCUGUUGCAGCAGCUUAGUUUAGCCUAGGAUAUGUUUGCUAUAGUUCCUGCUUCUUCACCAAAGACGACACCAAGAGUAAGGAGCUGAGGCGAACCCCCGGCUUCUGGAGUCCUAAAAUUGGAUGAGUUACAACCCAGUGGCCAUGAGCGUAACUGCGGACACAUUCAAGUAGAUGGGAGAGUUAUGCUACGCCUGAGCUAGUUGUUGUUGCAGAGGGAAAAGUGCACAGAAAGAAGGGCACAAACUCAAACUCGGGGGCUCCG